GACGUGGAGGCAGCUCCCACGGCCGCUGGCAUCGCUGCUGCAGGCAGAGAGCCUCCAUUGUCAGCCCUGGGGGGGCCGCCGGGGGCCAGGCCCUGCAUGGGGGUGCGGGGAGAGGCCCAGCGGUGGCAGGGCUGGGUUUAGGGGCUGUCUCCUGGGCUGGCUGGAGGGGGACACGGGGCGAGUGUCACCUGGGGGGGGGGCAUCCCGUGCUGCUGGGGCUCAGGCGGGGAACGGGGUGCUGCCCCCUGACCCCCCGGGAGCAGGGGUGCGAUGAGCUCUCAGGAUGAGCAGUUCCAAGCAGCAGCCCCUGACCCAGCGGCUUCCUCCGCCGAUGAUGGCAUGACCUGGUGGUACAGGUGGCUCUGCAGGAUUGCCGGGGUCAUCGGGGGCAUGUCCUGUGCCUUCGCUGGUCUCUGGAACUGUGUCACCAUCAACCCCCUGAACAUCGCGGCCGGCGUGUGGAUGAUGCUCAACGCCUUUGUCCUGUUCCUGUGCGAAGCCCCCUUCUGCUGCCAGUUUAUCGAGUUUGCGAAUGCCGUCUCUGUGAGGGCGGACAAGCUGCGCCCCUGGCAGAAAGCUGCUUUCUACUGCGGGAUGGCUGUGUUCCCGGUCAUGCUCAGCCUGACGCUGACCACGCUCUUUGGAAAUGCCAUUGCGUUUGCCACCGGAGUGCUUUAUGGCCUGUCAGCGCUCGGCAAAAAGGGAGACGCCAUUUCCUAUGCCCGGAUCCACCAGCAGCAGAAGCAAAUGGAUGAAGAGAAGCUCACGGGGGCCCUAGAGGGACAGGCUCUCUGAAGCACGUGAGCUUGGUGUAACCUCUCCUGGACACUGAGAUGGUGAAGAUACAGAAAUCCGCUCUGCCCAUCCCUCUGCCCACUCCCCUCUCUGUUACGCCACAAUUUCCCUGGACACUG
Molecule: messenger RNA, 914 nt
Organism: Nipponia nippon (crested ibis)
Lineage: Eukaryota; Metazoa; Chordata; Aves; Pelecaniformes; Threskiornithidae
Gene: CACFD1
Product: calcium channel flower domain containing 1
Biological process (GO): vesicle-mediated transport
Cellular component (GO): membrane
Source: RefSeq, a predicted model, not a curated record